This is a messenger RNA of Pseudozyma hubeiensis SY62, 1011 nucleotides long. Its product is annotated as DNA polymerase. The transcript has a single exon. Lineage: Eukaryota; Fungi; Basidiomycota; Ustilaginomycetes; Ustilaginales; Ustilaginaceae. The coding region runs from base 1 to 1011 and encodes 336 amino acids. The record is from RefSeq and is a predicted model, not a curated record.
AUGAGUCGCUGCAAAGAGGAGCAGGUGCGGCAGCCCACCUUUUUCAGCGUGGCAGGGUCUAUGGGCUGUCGGGAAAGUCCGAUGGCUGGGUCCGGCCUGUCUGAUACCACCGCUGAGCCGUGGGGAAGCUCGGGCUCGGAACGGCAGAGACGGCUGUUCGGCCUGGAUGAGGACGCCGAUUGCUCAUCUGAGACGCGCACAGUUGAAGGGAAGACUUCUCUCUUUCGGAUACGUCUAGAAAACGGCCCUUCUGGUCAAGCCGACACCACAACAGAAGACGCUGCACCAGAGAGGCUCGAGCCAGUCGAACACAGCGACAAUCUCGCAAGGACGCGGCCGCUAGACCCGUCCUACUUCAACGGUAGAUUCGAUCAAGUCUGGAGGGAGAUCGAAGCUGUACAGUCCUCGACCUUUCCAAGAUUCUACAACAAGCUGAUCUGGUCAAGGCCAGGUGGUGCCGUUCAAGAUGAAGACCAACUAGUGCCAAAUUCACGAAGAUGGAGACUUCAAGGCAAGGGUCCGACCUCGAAGGAAACGAUGAAUCGGGCGCAGCUUCAAGUCCUUAGAUUGCUGCAGGAGGAUGUUGAUAUUCGGAGGGCAAAAUUGGCAGUGACCUUUCCACGCGAAGGACGAGAGCAUUUCGUCGAGGUUCACUUCAGCACCUUCAAAGCUUUUCGUGCCGCUGCAACGGUGGCCCUCCGCAUUGAAGGCGAGACGUUGGAACAGGUCAGAUCGGCUCGACCGACCAGGCUUGAACAGAUCCUGAUCACGGUACACCAGGUCAGGCCGCAGCGAGCAAGAGAGCUGUGGAUGGAAAUGCGUAGAAAGCUCGAAGAGCAAGUGGAAUCUCAGCACUUGUGGGCUCGACGCAAGGAGGAAGAAUGGACCAACGGCAAGCAACCACCAUUAAGCUCGGCAGGAAGGAAGACGAAGGAAAGCACCAUCACGUUGAUAGGUUUGGCCGUGUUCCGACCGGGAUACACAGCCAGGCAUGUGCCGGGAUUUAUCUGA